Arabis nemorensis is the source of this 195-nucleotide messenger RNA. The record is from the annotation of a GenBank genome assembly. NCBI's taxonomy places the organism in Eukaryota, Viridiplantae, Streptophyta, Magnoliopsida, Brassicales, Brassicaceae.
AUGGUUUCUUCUUCUUUGCGUAUCAAGAGUUCUACGGCGCUGCAGGGUUUGAAGACAGCAAGAAAAGUCUUGAAGAACUCUAUCCUCAAGCCCUCGCACUCUACAACAUUGUUUACGAUUAGCAAUUCAGACAGGUGUUUCAACAUCGUUUGUGUGGAAGGUUGCAAGACCGGUCCUGUGCAGACUCUACCUUAA